ACGGGUGGCAUCCCCUCGCCCUGAUAUUAUAAUAAGAGCGCAGUGUCAAUGUCAUCCUUUUUUUAGUGUACCUUUCACUCUCUCCCAUUUAUUAUUACCUUUGUCCUUUCUCUUUCAUUCAUUCUCCCACACUAACUGCUCCUUGCCUUCUCCCCCCCUCCUUCCCUAUCCUUUUGCCACUGAAUUUGCAGGCCUCUCAUUCCAAUUAGGGUUUCCCUUUCUCCCAUAAUAGUUACUCAUAAGCUUUUACUUUCAUUACCUAAAGCUUCUUUCUUCCUUCAACAACCAAGAAACAGGAAAGAGCUUACACACGGAAAAAGGUACUGCCCUUUUUCCUCUGAACAAACAACCCCUUGAUCUCCAACAGGCUCUCUGAUUUAGGGUUUUGCCAGAUAUGGAGUCUUUUAUGGGUAGAAUACGAAUACCAGUGACAUUUUACAGCAGUUUUGGAAAUAUAUAUAAUCAAGGCUGAGAUUGCACCAGUUAGAUCCCAUGCUAAACGAACCUCAGAGGGAUCGAUAUUAGAAGCUGGUGCAACUGAAUUCCACAAAUCAAGGACUCUGGAAAUGUUGCGUGUGUGUGUCUGGAGAGAGAGAGAGAGAGAGAGAGAGAGGUCGGCGUGCGGGUGUUAACAGAAGGGGAAAAAAACGAAAAGCAAGACAAAAUCAGUGUCUUAACUCCAGAAAUCAUGCAUAAGCAUAGAGGAUGGCUUCAUCCAGUUCUUCCAACUCUCCCUGUGCUGCCUGCAAGUUCUUGAGGAGGAAGUGCAUGCCGGGUUGCAUCUUUGCACCCUAUUUUCCACCCGAAGAGCCACAGAAAUUCGCCAAUGUUCACAAGAUCUUCGGUGCAAGCAACGUCACAAAACUCCUUAACGAGCUCCUCCCUCAUCAGAGGGAAGAUGCAGUGAACUCCCUUGCCUACGAAGCCGAGGCACGAAUGAAGGAUCCCGUGUACGGCUGCGUUGGGGCCAUUUCAGUCCUCCAAAGACAGGUUCACCGACUCCAGAAGGAACUAGACGCCGCUAAUGCUGAUCUGAUCCGGUAUGCUUGCAAUGAAAUGGCUACAGCGUUGCCCGCAACGCCGGCGACUGGGAUAGUUCCAUCACCGAUGGCUCCUCGUCAAAGGUCUGCUGAGUUCGGUAGAAGGAUGGGUGAUGGGGUAGGUUCUUUCUAUCAGAUUCCUGGUUUUCCUCUUCCAUAUCCCGCUCCAUGGCCUGACGGCCCUUCAGGAGAUACUCACGAUAGGGUAGGAGGAGAAGGCACUAUGUGAAUUCAAGUGGGCAUUUUUGAAAGAUAAGACCCUUUCUAGGGUUCUCCUCAAUAUACAGGGCUUAUGUGCUUAACAUUUUCAUUUCAUGGUAUGAGUUGCUAUGGUUUUAGCUUGAGAAUUGGGAACUAUCGCUCUCCUAUCCAAAAACUUUUGGUGAAUUUAAUUAGUGUUUUUUUUCAGUGUGAAGUUCCAGUUCUUCAAUUAAGAUCAGUCUAUAUCAGUGUUUUAACAUGUAAUUGGAUUUUAGAUGAAACUCUAGAACACAUGGCCUGUGAUUGAUUUUAUAUUGUUUUGCGAUUUUUCUGUGCUCACUGCAUUAAUUCUGCAGCAUCUCUGAGUCCAUAUAUUCUCUUUGUUGUUUAUAUUCAUAAAUAUAUUAAUAUUAUUAUUACUUUAUGUUAAAGAGGAUUCUCUAGCUCAGUCUAAAAUCUUCAUGUCUAUUUUUUUUCCAGAUUAAAUAUUCUCACUUCCAUUUUAAAAAGACCAUUACCCUCAUUUUUCAGUAAGAACAGUUUAGUUAGUGAACAUAUUUUGGUCCUUUCCAAUAUUUAUAGGACUAUAGGUAGCACCUGAUAAAUCUAUUUACUAAAUUAGGGUUAUGAAUUCUCUAUCUCUUUUCUGUUAAGCAUCAUGAUAAUCUAAGAGAGCAUUAUCAUUGAAUAAACUCAAUAAUCCACGUUUCCUUCAUUAUCUCAGCCUAAAGAAAUUAAAUGAAAAAGGGAUUAGUUUGAGUUACUCUGAACUUUCUAAAAUUUUGUUUCAACAUUUAUGCAUUCUUUUGUGUUCCCACAAUUAAUUUUUCCACAUACUCACAGACAAUUGGUAGUGUAACUUCUUCUUCUUCUUCUUCUUCUUUUUCUUCUUCCCUUCUGUUCUGUAUUGACUAUAUUGAUUGUGAAUAUCAGCUUCAAUUUCUUUUAUCUUGUAAUUAUUUGAAAACAUAUAAAGCACGGUACUACACAACUUAA
This is a messenger RNA of Nelumbo nucifera (sacred lotus), 2237 nucleotides long. Its product is annotated as LOB domain-containing protein 25-like. Lineage: Eukaryota; Viridiplantae; Streptophyta; Magnoliopsida; Proteales; Nelumbonaceae. The record is from RefSeq and is a predicted model, not a curated record.